Messenger RNA from Triticum aestivum (bread wheat), 4169 nucleotides. Its product is annotated as pentatricopeptide repeat-containing protein At5g43790. The record is from RefSeq and is a predicted model, not a curated record. The transcript is spliced from 4 exons. Gene Ontology annotation, molecular function: RNA binding; protein binding; zinc ion binding. Gene Ontology annotation, biological process: RNA modification. Lineage: Eukaryota; Viridiplantae; Streptophyta; Magnoliopsida; Poales; Poaceae. The coding region runs from base 595 to 2403 and encodes 602 amino acids.
CCUAUGUCCAUGUCUGCCUCGAGAACUUGAACCUUGCGAUUGUAGGAGCAGUUCAAUAGUGAUGGCGAUCCGGCCCUAGCGGAACAACUACAUGGCUGAUUACAGAGCCUAACCCGGAAAGCGGAACGGUUGUGCCGAAGAAAAGAUUACGCAAAUACAGUAGUUUUGUGUGCUUGCCUCCAUAAGCAUCAUCCGCUAUGCCAAAGGGCGAGCCAACCGCUGUUGGUGGAACCGAUGAUUCUCGUAUUGCCAGUCGGGAGAGGAAGGCGGUGCAAAGAUGCGGUCGAGGAGAGUGACGAAGGUUUCAUCAGAGUGGACGAUCCAUGGUAGUUGUGCCUGUGGUGCACGGCCAAGGGCCAUGAUCGGCACACACCGCAGAAGCGGCCGUGGUCGACGGGCAUGGGGAGGCGAACGAUAACCCGGCUUAGGAGAGAGAUGGAGGAGUCGACUCCAUGGAUCAAACUUCUAGCGCUGCUGCCGGCUCGCUGCUCGAUCUACCGAUCCUAUACAGUAGGCACAGGUCGCAUGAACCACGGUUUAUGUCCAGUUCCUGGGCCAAGACUGUAGUGUUGUUACUCAAGCCCAUAAAGGCAAAUGAUUCCCAAUCAGCCUAUGGCGCAAAUGAGCCCAGACGCGGUUCCCUCCCGCCACCCUCUCGCCGCCGACCCGCUGCCGGCGCUCCGCCGGCUCCGGGCCGCCGCGCCGCGCGUCUUCGGGCAGCUCCACGCGCUGCUCCUCACCUCCGGCCUCGCGCUCCACUCCCCCAACUUCACCCUCCUCCUCCGCCUCGCCUCCUCCUCCGUCCCCUCCCUCUCCCACCGCCUCCAGCUCCUCCUAUGCUCCCCACUGCCGCCCACCGCUUUUCUCGCCAACUCCCUCCUCCUCGCGCACCUCCCUUCCGCGCCCCCCCUCUACUCCCUCCUCUUCCUCGCCUCUCCCCCGCUCCUCCGCCCCAACGAGUUCACCUAUCCGGCCCUCCUCCGCGCCUCCCCACCCCGCACCGCGCUCGCGCUCGCCACCCAUUCGCUUAAAUUCCUCGGCGCCGGGGCCGCCUCCAGCGACCGCGUCCUCGGGUCCGCGCUGCUCGACGCCUUCGCCCGCUGUGGCAGGAUCGCGUCCUGCCGCCGGGUGUUCGACAGGAUCGCCGAGCCGGACCUGCCGGCCUGGAAUGCGCUGCUCACCGCCUACGCGCGCCGGGCCAGGGAUUCGUCGUGCGCCGGCGAGGCGGCGGAGAUUCUUGAGCUGUUUGCGCGCAUGGUCUCAUCGACGGUCCCGCCAAACGAGAUCACGCUCGUCGCCGUCGUCGGCGCAUGCGGGGAGCUCGGCGCUCUCGGGCACGGCCUGUGGGCGCACGCGUAUGCUCUCAAGCGCAGGCUGACCGUGAACUGUUACGUGGCCACCGCGCUCGUGGAGAUGUACACCAGGUGCGGCAAAAUGGACCUGGCCGAGCAGGUGUUCGCUGGCGUUACGGACAUGGACACAUGCUGCUACAAUGCCAUGCUCCAGGGCUUGGCAUUCCAUGGGCAUGGCCGAGUUGCCCUCACCUUGUUUGACAGGAUGUGUGCCGAGGGCUUCCCGGUUGAUAGCGUCACGGUGCUGGCGGUGAUGUGCGCGUGCGCCCACGCUGGGUUGGUGGAUGAAGGGCAGUGGCUCUUCGACAGAAUGGAGAUUCAGUUUGGGGUCACACCGAGGAUUGAGCAUUAUGGAUGCAUGGUUGACAUACUGGGCCGAGCUGGUCAUCUUGAUGUUGCCGAGAAGCUUAUCCGAGGGAUGGACAUUACGCCGAACGCCGCAAUGUACAGGUCUUUGAUACGGGCAUGUGGGAUUCAUGGCAAGCUAGAAAUUGGGGAGAGGAUGAUCCAAGAGCUGAUGAGGCUCGAGCCAGAGCACAGUGGAAAUUAUGUCCUGCUGUCCAACUUCUACGCGAGAAUGAAACUAUGGGAGGACGCAAAGAAGGCGAGGAAGGAGAUGAAGGCCAUGGGCAUUGACAAGAGCCCCGGGUCAAGCCUCCUUGACAUCAAUGGUGUUCUCCAUGAAUUCUUGAUGGGUGACAAGACACACCCUGCCUCAAGGGAGAUAUACGCCAUGAUUCAAGAGAUCCAAGCCAGAUUGAAGGAAUGCGGGCACCGGCCGAGCACCACGGCUGUGAUGUUCAACGUCGAGGAGGAGGACAAAGUAGGUGCGCUGUCCUACCACAGCGAGAGGCUCGCCAUUGCCUUCGCCCUGAUCGCCUCCUCUCCGGGUGCGCCCAUCAGGAUCAUCAAGAACCUCCGGGUGUGCAGUGAUUGUCACGAGAGCACGAAGCUCGUCUCCCGGGUGUAUGGAAGGGAGAUCAUCAUGAGGGACCGCACCCGGUUCCAUCACUUCAGAGAUGGCCAUUGCUCAUGUGGAGAUUUCUGGUGACUGGUCAUUAGCUGUUUGCCAUGUGCAUAAGAAUGUGUUGUAGAUUCGUGUUCCUACUUGUUCUGUGUCCUACUCCAGACUGGACGAUGGACGGCGUCGUGAACACGAAGCAGCCGGAACCAGCGGUUGGCGACGGCGUUGAAGUCUGCAAAGAACCCUCAAGAACCAAGACUAGCCCCGGAAGAACAAGGUAAAAAUCCUAAUUUUCUAGUAUAAUGUUCCAAUGUCAAGUGUCAAGGAUGAGAUUCAAAUGAUAAUUUGCUGGGGCCUUAUGCAGUAUACUGAAUUUAUGUUUUAUGAUUUAGUCAAUAGCCAAGGAAUGUUAUUGAUAGAUUCAUUGGGAUGGGACACGGAGUUUGAUUACGCAAUAGUUGUAACCCAGCGAAGUGAGGUUUUAUGGCCAAUCAAACUGUAUGGGUAUGCCAUGUGAGCAUUCAGUGGUGGAGCUACCAAAGAAAAGCUGGGCGGGCCACAGAGUAGAAACAGUGCUAUCAAAUUGGAAAUCAGUGCAUUGUUGUGUGCUGGGCUUCAUACAAUUAUUAUUUUUGCUUCGGUCCUGGGAGGGCCAUGGUCCAUCCGGCCUUGCCGUAGCUCCGCCGGUGUUAGCAUUACAACAACAUGCUCAGCUCAUGAAUAUGCCACAGAUGUUCGUCUGUCAAUCAGUUGAUGUGAGGCUGUGCCUUGUUCUGAAUUUACCAGCAUGUUGACAGGUGUUGCCAUUUGCCUGCUUGCGUGUGAAGAGGAAAACACACAAAUUCAAAUUUUAACAACAAGGGCAGGAGGUUUGCCCAAGCUGUGUAUAUAAGCAGGGAGUUGAGGGGCAGGACUGCAGGAAGACUCAGUUUCAGUCAUCUACGCGAAGGUGUAGUUGGAGCAAGAUCAAGUUUUAGUGGGAGGAGAAAUAGAGUGAAUGGCUCCGACCGAGUUAUCUAGCACCUCCUCUGCGGUUACGCGUCUCAGAACAUACUCCUGAUGAUGGUGGAUUAACAGCUGAAGCGGAUGCGUCCGAAUCGUCUGUGAAUCAAGCGAUAUGAUCAGGCAUGGCUGUCAGUGCAGCUUCAGGUGCCGUGACGGUGCAGGAAGCGAUUGAUGCCUGUAGAAGGUUUGAUCACUUUCAUAUAUCUGUGGAUCAACCUGAAGAUUCCAGCUCACAGUGCUGACAAGGGACUGUUUGCUUGUUUCUCUCUACAAAAAUUUGAGUCAUGCCAAAACAUGAUAGAAAUAGAAGUCAAGACUGUUAUGUCCAAAAUUUAUCAAAUUAAACGUAGAUGCUUCCUACCAUGCAGAGGAGGGAUCCGGGGCGACAGGUGCUGUCCUACAGGACGAUAAAGGCCAUUUUAUUGCUGCUCAAUGUAGAUUCAUUCCGGUGGCAGCUGAUGUAACGGCAGUUGAGGCCAUGGCAAUGCGAGGUGGUUUAAACUUAACAUUUGGGAUUUAACAGAAUCGAAGCGGAAUCUGAUUCUUUGAGUGUGGUGAAUUAUUGCCAGGGGCAAAAUCAACGGUGGGAUGCAGCAGCAGCAAUAUUUGCAGAAUGCAUUGAUACAACAACAUCAAUAGGGAAGGUCAUCCUUUUGCAUUGUUAUCGUGAUGCUAAUUCAGUAGCUCAUGAGCUAGCUAAAUUCAGUUUUUGUAAUUAGAGUAAUGAUAAUUGGACUGAUGAACCUCCGGGUUUCCUUAUCAGCCAAUUAGUGAACGAUGUAAUUAUUUUGUGAUUUAAUAAAGCUAGCCAUGAUGGCCUUUCUCCAAAGAAAAAGACCGUUAUGUCC